CCCCACCCAGCCGUCCUGACCCCUCCUUUGUUUCCUCUUGGCUUAACUUUAUUUUCUUUUAAAAAAAAACAAGAGGGGGAGUGGAAAAGUUAGCAAACUUUGUUUGAGGGACUAUUUUACUUUAGCGGUUAUGAAUGCAACUGCGCUUGCAAAAGGGAUUGAGAGACAUUGCUGAACACUCCGGUGAAUUAAGGGGGAGCGAACAUUUCGAUGCUAAAUGAUAAAAAAAAAGGAGCAGCGAGCGGUGAUCUUCCAGUGGGUCUUUCAAUGACCGGAGUGACACAGAAGCAAGAGAUCUGAAGCCGGUUGUGAGUCUCGCCCCCAGCACCGUUGAUUUGUAGCAGAACAAAUCCACCAGGAUGACCGAUUGGAUCCUACUUGUGGUCCUAGGCUCUUUGGCUGCUGACUUGGUCCAAGCGGGGGCGAAGAAUGCUUACACCGGGCCGUGUGCAGGACGAGACUGCAGCAGAGGUUGCCAAUGUUUGCCAGAGAAGGGGGCGAGGGGUCAGCCUGGACUGAUUGGGCCACAGGGACGCAGUGGGCCUCCAGGGUUUUCUGGACCAGAGGGAUUAAGGGGACCGAAAGGUGAAAAAGGUAACCCUGGUAACCCGGGAGCUGCAGGCAUGAAGGGAGAAAAGGGUCCAAUCGGUGUGCCAGGAUUUGUCGGGAUGAAUGGGAUUCCAGGUCACCCAGGUCAGCAAGGUCCUAGAGGACGCCCAGGUCUGGAUGGGUGCAAUGGUACCAUCGGAUCUCCAGGUUUUCCUGGCAGUGCAGGUUUUCCUGGAUCUCCAGGAUUCCCGGGUGAAACGGGUCUCAAAGGAGCCAAAGGAGAGCCAAUCCAAAUCUCAGGCAACCGUGAUGAACUCAGGGGUGAGCCAGGCCUACCAGGUUUGGACGGAGUUCCUGGUCCAGCGGGCUCUCUUGGAUCAGAUGGUGCUGUUGGUCCCAGAGGACAGCCGGGUCUUCCAGGCCGACCUGGUCCCCCAGGCCUUCCAGGGUUGAAAGGUAACAUGGGGUUGGGAUUCCAAGGACAGAAAGGAGGAAAGGGAGACGUGGGCCUGCCAGGUCCUCCUGGACCACCACCUGCCACCGGGCAACUUGAGUUUGGUGGACAACCUGGAUUUCCAAAAGGGGACAAAGGUGAAAAGGGUGAUAUGGGAUCACCUGGUCCUCGUGGAGAGUUUGGAUUUCCUGGCCUUCCGGGAUAUUCGGAUAUAGUGAGAGCAAAAGGAGAGAAAGGAAUCCCUGGUCUCCCAGGCCCAAGGGGAUCUUUUGGUUUAGAUGGAUCACCUGGAAUUCCAGGAAAGAAAGGCCAACCAGGUUUCCCUGGAGCACGCGGAAGAGAUAGUUAUCCAGGAAUGAAGGGUGACCAGGGUGAUGUGGGUCCACCAGGACCCCCAGCUUACAUAGAUGGAAGUGGUACUCUUAUUAAAGGUCCCCCUGGAGAUUCAGGUUCACCAGGGCUCCCAGGCCCUCCAGGAAUCCAAGGCUUACCAGGUUCACCGGGAUUGCCAGGAUCUCCGGGCUUUCCAGCACAAGUUCAAGGCUCCAAGGGUUUACCAGGAUUUUCAGGUGUUAAAGGACCUAAAGGCGAGAAAGGAGCAGCAGGAAGAAUGAUAUUCUCACAACCAGGACCACAAGGGCCACCAGGAUUACCAGGCCCACCUGGACCUCCUGGCCUACCAGGUCCUUCAGGUAGUCGGACCAGAGUAACUGGACCAGUUGGUCCUCCAGGAUUGCCUGGACCAGCCGGACCACCAGGAUUCAGGGGAAAUAAAGGCUAUAAGGGUGAGCCAGGUGCUUGUGCAUGCGAUGGAGUGAUAACUGGGAAUGGAAUUCAAGGACCCCCCGGCCCACCUGGUGAACCAGGAAAGCCUGGUUUCAAUAGUGGCAAAGGCCAGUGUGGAGACCCAGGACCCCCAGGACCUCCGGGGCAAACAGGCCCUCCAGGCGUUCCAGGUGUGCCAGGAGGAUUAGGUCCAAAAGGACAGAAGGGAGACUCAUCAGGUAUAUCAGCAAAAGGGCAAAAAGGAGAUCCCGGUAAUCCAGGCCCACGGGGACCUUCAGGCACUCCAGGGAAACCAGGAAAUGAUGGCUUCCCAGGUUUACCAGGACCUCCAGGUGAACCUGGUGACAGUGGAACAGGCAUUCAUGGUGCUAAAGGUCUUCCAGGUAGGCGUGGUCCAAAGGGUCCCCCAGGUGAGAUGGGUACACCAGGCGUUGGAUUCCCAGGCCCUCCGGGUUUCCAGGGUCCUCCAGGUGAUCCAGGAGUUGAUGGUAUACCAGGACCACCAGGAUUACCAGGGGUACCAGGUGACUGUUGCUGCGGGGAAACCGCUGGGGAAGGCGACCUUCAUACAGAGGGAGGAAUCACUCUGCCCUGUGUGAUCCCAGGCAAUGUAGGUUUGAGGGGUAGACCUGGAGUAACAGGACACCCAGGUCCAAAAGGUAGACCUGGCUUCUCAGGUAGUCCGGGACGACCAGGAAUUGAUGGACCAAAAGGACCCCCUGGAGAUCCAGGCUUGUUGGGAGAACCAGGCCGACCAGGGUUUCCUGGACCACCUGGUGAUCAGGGACGGCCUGGUCUCCCUGGGCUGGAUGGAAAUGAAGGUUCUCCUGGAAAACGGGGUACCCCAGGAUUUCCAGGUCAGAAGGGACGCCCAGGUGAUGUGUAUGGUGCAGAAAGAGGUGCCCCAGGACAACCAGGUCCAAGUGGAAAACCAGGAUUGAAAGGAUUUCCCGGAGAUCCUGGGUUUCCAGGAGCCAAAGGUGUUGAUGGUCGACCGGGAUUUUCAAGUCAUAAAGGUGAAAGAGGAAAUCCCGGCUACCCUGGCUCUCAAGGCUUGCCUGGUCCCCCAGGCCCGAAUGGACCAGGCGUCAUACCUGGUUUCCCAGGAGAAAUGGGAAGGCCCGGUGAGCUUGGACAACCAGGCUGCGAAGGUUUUCCUGGACCAAAAGGUUCAGCUGGAGAUCGUGGACCCCCAGGUCCUGCGGGUAUGAAGGGAUUUCCAGGAUUUCCGGGAGAUAGAGGUCUCCCUGGAUCAUCAGGCCGCCCUGGUCCUCCAGGAGAACCUGGUCGUCGAGCUCAAUUUAAUCGAUAUGGAUUGAAAGGCGAGAAAGGCUCUCCUGGUGUGGUUGGCUUCCCAGGCAUUCCUGGUCGACAAGGCCAGCCAGGCUUUGAUGGAAGUAAAGGAGAAAUGGGCAGCCCAGGUAGACCAGGCUUCCCCGGUUCCAUAGGCAGGCAAGGAAUGAAAGGUGAUAGGGGUGAUGUUGGAUUCCCUGGGCCCCCGCCUCCUCUUGUAGGAGGCUUUCCAGGACCAAGAGGUGACCCUGGCAAUCCUGGGAAACAAGGGUUUUCUGGGAUGAGAGGAAACAAAGGCUUGCCAGGGCCAAUUGGUCGGCCUGGACUCCCAGGACCAAGUGGCUAUCCUGGGUUCGAGAAAGGUAGACCAGGUGAUCAAGGGCCUCCGGGAUAUCCUGGAUCGCCAGGACAACCAGGGCCGAAAGGCUCCUUUGGCAUUAAUGGUUUCCCUGGAUCGACUGGAGAAAAGGGUAAUGAUGGUCCGCCAGGUCUUCCUGGAUACCCUGGUGAUUUGGGUUUUGUUGGUCCAAAAGGUGAACCUGGUGAUAGACUAACUGUGAUAGGCCAUCUGGGAAGAAAAGGAGAACGUGGACAACCAGGGUAUCCAGGUGGAAGAGGACAGACUGGUUUGCGUGGUGACCCUGGUCUCUCAGGUAGCCCUGGGCCUCCUGGACUUAAAGGAUUGCCAGGUGAAAGAGGUCGACCAGCUGGCCCCGGUGCUCCAGGUCUGCAAGGGAUGGCUGGGACUCCAGGAUACCAGGGAUCUCGAGGAUAUCCAGGUCCUCCGGGACCUCCAGGUCAACUUUCUCAAGUAGGACAGAAAGGACUCCCAGGCUCUCCAGGACUAGAUGGUUUGAAUGGUUUGCCUGGACCUAAAGGACCCAGAGGAACACCAGGUGCUGUUUUGGCAGCACCGCCAGGGCCUCCUGGUCUUCCUGGGUUAAAGGGUGAAUACGGUGCACCAGGCAUUGGUGUAGGCGCACCAGGAUAUCCAGGACAAAAAGGACCUCGAGGAGAUCCAGGCCAUGCUGGAUUAAUGGGUCCUCCAGGGAAACCGGGUUCCCCAGGAUCCACCAUCCCUUCAAACAUUCCUGGGAAGCCAGGUGAUGUUGGUCCUCCUGGAUACGAUGGUGAACGAGGUCCUUCAGGUCCAGUUGGUCCUCCUGGGCCACCAGGCUUGGGUUUUGAAAGAGGAGAUCCCGGUGACCCUGGCUUUCCUGGUACCCCUGGGCGACAAGGUGCAAGGGGGGACAUUGGGUCUCCUGGACUGCCAGGCGUUCCUGGUCCUCCAGGAUUCAAAGGUGAAAGGCCAGAACAAAGCAUCAUGGGAUUUCCAGGAACAAACGGCCCUCCUGGUGAUCCAGGAUACCCAGGACCCAAAGGGGAUACUGGUCCUGAAGGUUUUCCAGGAGAACAAGGCUUACCAGGAGCGGUAUCAGAAAUUAUACUCGCAUCACCAGUCCCCGGUCCCCCAGGUCUGCCCGGACCUGCUGGUUUAUCUGGUUCUUCGGGAAAUCAAGGUAUCCCUGGUUAUUUAGGAUUUCCAGGUGUCAAAGGCCAGCCUGGGAAAUCAGGUAGAGUGGGACCAAAUGGUUUACCUGGCCUUCCAGGUAUGUCAGGAGAUCCAGGCCUGAAGGGAUAUCCUGGACCACCUGGAUUAGAAGGUAGCCCUGGGAAGCCGGGAACAGCAGGACUUCCAGGAAUGCCAGCUCGUAGUGUAAAUGUGGGCUACACGCUGGUAAAACACAGUCAAUCAGAUAGCGUGCCUCCCUGCCCAUUGGGAAUGAACAGAUUGUGGGAUGGAUACAGCUUACUGUUUGUGGAAGGUCAAGAAAAGACUCAUAACCAGGAUUUGGGAAUGGCUGGCUCAUGCUUGCCCCGUUUCACCACUAUGCCUUUCCUGUACUGCAAUGUUGAUGAGGUGUGCCACUACGCAAACAGGAACGACAAGUCUUACUGGCUUUCUACCACUGCCCCAAUCCCCAUGAUGCCUGUCUCCAACCAGCAGAUCCAACGCUACAUCAGCCGCUGCUCAGUCUGCGAGGUGCCAUCUCAGGCUAUUGCUGUGCAUAGCCAGGACAUAACCAUUCCACAGUGCCCUGAAGGCUGGAGGAGUCUGUGGAUAGGUUACUCUUUCCUUAUGCACACAGCUGCUGGUGCUGAAGGUGGAGGCCAGUCUCUUGUCUCGCCAGGCUCCUGCCUGGAGGACUUCCGCUCCACCCCCUUCAUCGAAUGCAAUGGCGCCCGCGGCACGUGCCACUACUUUGCCAACAAGUACAGCUUCUGGCUGACCAUCGUGGAGGAGGGCCAGCAGUUUGUGGAAUCGCCACCCUCGGAGACGCUGAAAGCGGGUCAGCUGCGCACUCGGGUCAGUCGCUGUCAAGUCUGCAUCAAGUAUUUGUAGCGGCCAGCUUGCUCAAAGCUGCCUGACUGGCGUGACUGUUGGUCUGCUGACAAAGGCCUUUUUGAUGAAUCACCAGCCAGUUUUACAAACUUUGUAAAUUAGGAGGAGAAGGUUUCUAAAACAGAUUGUAUUUUUAAAAACAAAUGGCAUAACUUGAUUCAUACAACUAUGCAAAGUCCCCCCCACCCCAUUUUAUUAACCUACUAAGCUUCCACUGAACAAAUAAAGGACCAGCUAAAGUCAUUAUUUACUGGGCCUGCUCUGUCCAACUUAUUUAGUUGCAGUUUAUUUUCAGUAGCUUCUUUAAGACUGAUUAGGCUGAUGCCAUGCCUGAGUAUGGUAUAGUUGGAGUUCACUACAUUCUAAAAAGGUGUAGGAUGUUGUGAAUUCAUUUGUGAAUAGUAAAGCUAGGGAAUGUCUCUUAAGCAUCUCAUGUCCGUCUGAUGGGCUGUGCCACAUGAUAUGCUACCGCCCACUUGUAAGAAAAUGCCAGCUCUUCCACAGGCAUUUUUGAAAACUGGGCAUGGGGUUGAGUUAUUUUAAGACAUCUUUGCCAAUUGUGUUUCUUCAUAUUCCUGACUGUUCAGUGCAAACUGUUAAUGCUCCUAUAAAUUAUCCCUGGCAUUAUCACACAUGGUGCCCUUCUCCAAGUUGGCAUGACACCAAAGCAUUUUCCUUUUUGCCAUUAUAUUACAACUUAUCUCGGUUGCAGCUUCCUUCCUCUAAGCUGUGUCCCAAAAGGCUUACAUCGGGGCUAGGACAGAAGAUGGCAAGCUUUAAGGCAAGAGAACCCAUUUUUCAAAUUUAGUCAGAAACAAAUAUCAGAAGAGAUGUAAUAAUGUUACUCAGACACCAAAAACAAUGAGAAAGAAGAUAAGCAGAUUCCAAAAAUAUUUGUUUAUUGAAUUACUUUUUGAAAGUACAGUGUUAAUAAAAUAAAAAAAUGAAAUAACUAAUUUAAUUGCCCAAAUAAAUGAGUUUGAUCAAUUUAGGUUGGGAGUUGCAUGCAUCAUUAAUGAGUUGCAUGUGAUUCAAGAACCAGAAGUUACAGACAAGGAGACAGGGCAUAGGGAUGCUGAACAAAAGAUGUCUGACAGUUCAAAGUGGUUGCAAUUCAAUGUUAGCUACUGAAGAUAAACUGGUCUAUGUUUCAAAGGCUUUUAUAUAUAUACAUACUGUAAAUACAUUUGCUUUAUUGUGAAAUUUAAUUUUAAAAGAUGUGUGCUGACCCAACUUCCCCAUCCUCAUUAUAAAAAAAACUAAAAUGUACUCUUCUGAAAUAGGAAUGAUUUGUGUAAUUCUCACAAAGAAAAAAGUAUUUUUAAAAUACUCAUUUUGCAAGAUAUUUUUCCGCAAUACAAAUUGUGUGCGGGACUAGGUUUAAAACUAUCGCGUGCACUUCCUAGAUCAUAAGCCACAUUAGAAAAGGGCUGUAGAAGGAAUAGCAGGAAACUAAAAAUAUUGUGGAGGUUCACGUUUACUUAUCACAAAGAUGCUCUUACAGUUCACGGCUACCUCAGAAAGUGAAAUUGUUGCCUUACUUUCUUUCUGCUACCACAGAAUAGAUCUGAGUCAUUGAAAUCAAUAAACAAGUGUGUACCUGCACUGAUAUAUCUAACUGGCUUUCAUUCAUAUUUGCACAAUGGAGUUUCUAUUUUUUGUGUCUACUCCUUAAAAAAACAUACAGUUCCCUUAAGUGGAGAGGUUGUAAAUAACAACCAAAGACUGUCUGCAAUAGUUAAUUAUCAAAUUUAUGACAUAUAAUUGGCAGAUGCAGUGAAUUUUCCUCUAUCACUAUUAAUCAUUAACUCAGAAUUCUUUAACACAGAAUUAUGCCCAUCUACGUCCCUCCCUACCCACAGGUCUAAAUGGUUUUGGCACAUUUUUGGUGCAUUCAACUGCUGCAUUCACUGUUAAUCAUUACGUAAUAUGUAAAUUCCCAGGUGUAUUCACUAACUGUGUUGCACUGGUUAAAAUUUCAGCAUUUAGCAAUUAGUAGCAAAAUAAAAAUGAAUGGAAAUGUGGUAUUUUUGCAUUCUGGCUUUGAUUAUAGGUUAAGAACCAGUCAGUAGAGAGAUGCCAAUAGACAGGGAGGGCUUUAUUCUCCUACUUGCUUAGAGAAGAGAUUUGGCAGUCUUUAAUGAGAGUUUAGAAAGGAACUGGUGCUUGGUAUGUAGAUCAAAUCCAAUUAAAAGGGCUCUGUCACACCAUAAACUACAAAUGCCAGAACUAUUAUUUCUUCAAUCUAAAACUGAGGAACAUUUGUUGUGUUGGUUGCAUGUGACAUCAAUUUGAGCCAUCUUUGUCACAAUUCAAAUUACAGUGAUUUACUGUCAAUCAUUAGUAUUGCAAUGUGGGGAUAAAUGGUGCUAUCAGUUUAGUGAACCACUCAUCACUCCACCAUUUACAAAUCAAAAAAGCCAUGGGUCACCAAACUUUUUACUGAGUGCAGAAACUGUCUUCAAUGAACAUGCUGCUUUUCUUUCAGAGGUAGCUUUUAGUAUUACAGUCGAGGGUUUUGUCUUUAAUCCAGAAUAAGCAAUAGGGAUAUGCCAGAGAUAGAAAAGGCAAUUAGGCUGAAGCAGAAUUUCAGCUAAAAAUGGACCUUCAUAAAAAAGCUCUGCUUUUGAAUUGAAUAGCCAGUUCAAAUGCACAGUAUUUUAGGAUGUGGAGAUGCAAUAUUUUGCCAUUUUCAAAAGCCAACUGAGAAUGUAAUUAGAGGCCUGGUAAGGAUUUAAAUCAUGGCUUAAGUUCUGAGGGUAAAAUUUCCAAAUCCUCAAAUGACUUAAGAGAAUAUUGGAAAAUUGUGUGCACUUCAAAACCAGACAGUGGCAAACCCUUGUUGUGCCAAAGAAAAACAACAUACUUUUUAAACCCACAAGUGUUUGUAUUCAAAAUGGUGCUAUUUUAUAUUGCUUCACUGCAUUUAGGGUAUUCAACCCAAUUUACUUAUGGCAGGGCAUCGUGUAUUCAGUAUGUAAUCUCUUGAACCUGCUUCUGAGUCUCUGAAAACUUCAAUCACCACAACCCCACCCAACCUCCACCAAUUUGGAAAGAAUGUACAUUUCAGAAUUUAGAUGAAUUGGUUUUAAGUGUGCUCUUGUCAUUGUAUCUGGAAAUGAUUUAUGUCUGAUUUUAAAGAAAAUAAUUCCAAACUUUAUCUCCUUUUUGUUUGUUGUUGCUUAAUACAUUGUCACAUAUAAUUACUGUUAUCAGGUUUCUAUUUUGAAUGGCAUUUGGUACUACUGAAAUUUAAAAUUUAAAUAUUUGUACUAAAAAAAAACUCUGAAGCUGUAGAAAUUCAAUUUAUAAUAUUUUAAAACAAAUAACCAAAUGUUAAAUGCUAAGAAGGCAACAUUGCUUUCCCUAGGCCAUUGAUGUUGCAGAAAUAUAUAAACUGCCGAAUGAUAGUAAACAAUAAAUUCAUGUAUUCUUGUCAAAA
Messenger RNA from Chiloscyllium plagiosum (whitespotted bambooshark), 8928 nucleotides. Lineage: Eukaryota; Metazoa; Chordata; Chondrichthyes; Orectolobiformes; Hemiscylliidae. The record is from RefSeq and is a predicted model, not a curated record.